This is a messenger RNA of Amoebophrya sp. A25, 235 nucleotides long. NCBI's taxonomy places the organism in Eukaryota, Dinophyceae, Syndiniales, Amoebophryaceae. The record is from the annotation of a GenBank genome assembly.
GCCUACCACCGGCGGAAGCUCCAAAAUCGUGCCCGGUGGCUCGUACAUCGUUACAUUCCUACAUUACAAGAGAACACAAUGAAGAUUACGGUAAAGGAGUUCAAACAGUUGCUCUGUGCGAAGACCGGCCUACAGCACCCUCAGGCACUCAGCCUCUGGCCUGUCGACGACGACCUAGACGUGAAAGAGGAGAAGGAAUUGCAGGAAGAUGAGGAAUCCGACAGGCUGGAACCGC